AUAUUGGACUCCACUCCUUUGAACACAACCGUUUAUACUUUUUGCACAUAUUUCUCUUCUUUUCAAAAAUUAUUUCUAUUUUUCUAAUAAUUUUAUUAAUAGUUACAAUACAUUCCCACCUUCUUCUUAAGAUCAAAGUUUUAUUCUUUCGGCAUGGCCACUUCGCCCAUACUCCCGUACUUAAUAUAGGAAUUGGCCAUAGUAUGCUACCAGUUGUUAUAUAAAACUCAUUUAUUAAGUAACUUUUACUGUGUUGUUCUUCUAUUAUAGGACUUUUAAUGACAUCAGUGCCGAAACCGGUUGCCAUGUAACUUUUUAAUUGUUAAUUUUUUUUAUGGGGGAUUGAUUAAGAGUAUCAUUUCUUAAGAAAUAAUUAUUAAUUUUCCAAUUAAAAUAUUUUGUAGGAUGAAAUAUAUGAAGAAAUGAUAUCGAUUCUUGGCACUUCAGGAACUCAUCCGACAUAUCAAAAUUUAGUGGAUUUAAAAUUUAUGGAAAGAUGCAUAAAAGAAUGCCUAAGACUAUAUCCAAGUGUUCCAUUCAUUUCAAGAGUAGCAGGACAAACAAUCAAAACACAUUCAGGUUAUACUAUUCCCAAAAAUUCAGUUUUAAAUAUUUAUAUUUAUGACUUACAUCAUAGUCCACAAGUUUGGGAAGAUCCUGAAAAGUUUGAUCCAGAUAGAUUUUUGCCAGAUAAUAUUGCUAAGAGGCAUCCAUUUGCCUAUGUGCCAUUUAGUGCAGGUGCAAGAAAUUGUAUAGAGGUUCGCCAUGCUGGAGUUAAAAGCAGCGCUAUGCGGAAUUUUGAGAACAUUCCGAUUGGAACCAGUCGAUAAAAUAGAAGAUUUGAAAUUUAAAGCUGAUUUAGUAUUACGAACAGCUAAAGAAAUUAAAGUAAAAUUUAGACCAAGAUAAAUGAAUAUAUUAAUGGGUUGAGAUAUUACAUUUUUACAUUCAUAAAAUAUGUUUAUAUAUUUAAAAUUUUUAUUAAAUAUCCUAAUCAUUCAC
This is a messenger RNA of Psylliodes chrysocephalus, 1002 nucleotides long. NCBI's taxonomy places the organism in Eukaryota, Metazoa, Arthropoda, Insecta, Coleoptera, Chrysomelidae. The record is from the annotation of a GenBank genome assembly.